Messenger RNA from Penicillium brasilianum, 3041 nucleotides. The record is from the annotation of a GenBank genome assembly. NCBI's taxonomy places the organism in Eukaryota, Fungi, Ascomycota, Eurotiomycetes, Eurotiales, Aspergillaceae.
CCCCCUUUCACUUUCAGACUCUCGCGCAACAUCACACACCAUGGCGAUUGCACGUCCGAUUCGCAUGCUGGGUGCAGCAUGUAUUCUACUUACUCUGUUCCUGGUCUUCCAGCUCAACCAGAGCUCCGACAAGUCUUCCUCCAAAUUGGUCCACGGCAUGACCCGGGAUCCCCUUCUAGAUCCCACCGGAGAACCAGCCGGUGAAUUAUGGCGCGCCGAAGAUCACGAUUACUCCCCCGAUAGCGAGAAGCCCGCCCGCACCAAUGCCGCCCUCAUCUCCCUCGUCCGGAACGAGGAACUCUACGAGCUGAUCAACACUAUGCGUGAUCUUGAGCGCACAUGGAACAGCAAGUUCAACUAUCCGUAUAUCUUCUUCAACGACAAGCCCUUCUCUGAAGAGUUCAAGCAAAAGACCCAGGCCGUCACCAAGGCCAAGAUUCAAUAUGAGUUGGUUCCCAAGGAACACUGGGAUAUGCCCAGCUGGAUCAGCGAGGAUCUCUUCCGCGAAUCCGCCAAGAUCCUAGAGGAGGAGAACAUCCAGUACGCCUCCAAGCUUUCUUACCACCAGAUGUGCCGCUGGAACAGCGGCAUGUUCUACAAGCACCCGGCCCUCGAGAAGUACCGCUACUACUGGCGCAUCGAGCCCAAGGUCCAAUUCUUCUGCAACGUCGACUAUGACGUCUUCCGCUACAUGGAGGACAACAACAAGACCUACGGUUUUACCAUCAAUCUGUACGAUGCCCCGCAGACCAUCAAGACCCUCUGGCCCGAGACUCGCAAGUUCCUGGCAGCGAACCCUUCGUAUCUGAGUGAGAACAACAUGUGGGAGUGGAUUACGGACGACCAGGCCCGUCCCGAGCAUACCCAGGGUGCAAAUGGCUACUCCACCUGCCACUUCUGGUCCAACUUUGAGAUUGGUGACCUGGACUUCUUCCGUGGUGACAAGUACGAGUCCUACUUCCAGCACCUGGAUCGUGCCGGUGGUUUCUUCUACGAGCGCUGGGGCGAUGCGCCGGUUCACUCGUUGGGUGUCGGUCUGUUUGCCGACGCCUCGAACGUGCACUGGUUCCGCGACAUCGGAUACAACCACAUCCCUUACUAUAACUGCCCCAACUCGCCCAAGUGUUCCGGCUGCACGCCCGGUCAAUUCUACUCUGGCGCAGACUUCCUCGCCAAGGAGGACUGUCGCCCGACGUACUUCAAGUACGUCGGCACGCACUAAAUGGAUAGACCCGUGGCAGCGUAUCUAUUUCCCCAAGGGAGCUGCCAUUUCAUGAAAAACCUCGACCCAUAUUUUGCAUCACCUUUUCUGCAUACCCGAUGAGUAUAUUCCCGAACCCUUCGAUGUGACUUGGUACCUGGCGUUUGAGCGGACUCAUACCUAUUGAUGAUAUUCCUCUGGUCUCCUUUUGUUUUUUCUUCCUUCUCACUCCGAUUUUGACAAAAUACGUUCUUGGCCGCGGAGGUUUGUCUCCGGUGGAAUGAGCUUUGGCGGAUCUGGUCUUCUCUGUACUUAUAUUUCAUUGCACAUGGCCAAAAUUGUUGGUUUGUUUUAAACGUCUUAUUUCAACCUUUCGAUCUUUUCUCUGUCUUGUUCUCGCUAGAACCUGCGGGUUUCUCUUAUAUGAUAUCUUAUGAAGACAGCUAUUCGCUCAAACAUAGAAAAUACAGAACGGAUAUUGAAAAGACAUACUUUCUUUAUCUAUUCACCGCAACCCUUAAAAAGAAGACUGGGUGAAGAGACUGCAUGUCCAAGAUGAGUCGUUAUGUGGAAAUACGCCAUACUGUACUUGCCGCGUAAGCAGCCGUGAACCGGAGAUGGAAGAUAGAUUAAGCACCAGUCAAGGCACCGCAGAACCUUUUCCAAACAACAGCAACACUAACAACACAGGAGAUCUCUAAAAUAUGUAUACAGCUUUCUCUUCUACCCGAUCCGAGCACCCUGGCCAAAGCAGGAAACUGUGCGAUGGACCGAUCGGUCUCUGACAUGAGAAUUGGGUGGUGGGUAAACAACUGAAGGAGAGAGAGAAAAUUGACGUGAGGUGGAAAUGAGGGGGGGGGGUAGAACAACAUGAGCGACGCUAAUUUACUCCUCCUGGGGGUACAGCUCUUCCCGGAGAGCAACGCCCAGCUCCUGGCGCAGACCCUCGAGCUGCUCGAGGUAUUGCUUGUACUGGUCGGGGCUCUCGACCUUGGCCUUGAUGCCUAUACGAGAUGGAUUAGUAAUUGGCCUCAAUUGAAAUGUUGGCAUCAGAUGGCUUGCGCAUACCCUCGAAGACUCGGACGGCAGUGGGGAAGUCGUUGACACGGCGGGCAGCCUUCAGGGCAGCGCUGAGGACCUCAACGGAGGGGACGAGAUCGUAGGCGAAGCAGUUGUUCAGGUUGCGCUGCACAGGAAUUGACGAGUCAGCAGUGUUUCAAUUGAAAUAUGUGAAUGUGAAGUCGAGAUGAGAGUCGAAUGAUAGUUGAUAUCGCAUGAGGGGGGUCCUCCGUCAUCUCCCGGGACUUGGGGCCCAAAAGCAGGUGGAUCUUACCUGGAGCUCGAAAACAUCCUGGACACCGUCGAAUUCCUUCUCGAAACUGCAAUUGACACACGGACAGUCAGUAUACCCAAUUCCCUAAAGACCUCUGGAAGCAGAAAAUGCAGGACUGAACCCUGCGCCUAGACAGCGCAGAGUUCCCCCCGUCCUUCAUUUGUCUCCUCCAUCAUCCCCCGGGGAUUCCGGCGAAGCCAAUGGGUCGCAAUUUCAAUCGUACCGGGCAGAGAACUCCUCGUAGGUCUCAUCCUCGUGGCCAGAGCGGAGCAUACGGGUGGUACCGAAGUUGGCGGUGCGGGCAGCAGCCAGAGUGACUGGGGUCUGCACCCGAGAACGGACGAUCGGAGCUCGGACGAAGCUGGCAGGGCGGACGGCGCGCGUCGCGAUGCGGAAGAUGGACAGGGAGGACAUUUCGGAGCGGAGGUGCUGGACCGAGUCAAUGGACGGUGGUUGAGGAGAGAGUGGAUGGAGACGGGGAAGGGAGGAGGAACGAGGAGAGUCGUG